This is a messenger RNA of Pseudovirgaria hyperparasitica, 1755 nucleotides long. Its product is annotated as Cupredoxin. Gene Ontology annotation, molecular function: oxidoreductase activity; copper ion binding. The transcript is spliced from 5 exons. The coding region runs from base 1 to 1755 and encodes 584 amino acids. NCBI's taxonomy places the organism in Eukaryota, Fungi, Ascomycota, Dothideomycetes, Acrospermales, Acrospermaceae. The record is from RefSeq and is a predicted model, not a curated record.
AUGCCUACCUUGUCAUUGCCACGAAUCGCUUUCCUCAGCUCUUUGUUGAUGACUUCGUCUUUUGCCAAAGACUGGGAAAGUCCUGCCUACACAUCAUUAUAUCAAUAUCCCUUACCGGUCCCACCCACUAAAAUCCCGAAAAGGACAAUUACAAACCCAGAUACUGGAGCACCUAUUGAUUUCUAUGAGGUCGAUAUACUCCCGUUGGAGCAGCAAGUUUACCCAAAGUUGGGGAAAGCGAAGCUUUGGGGGUACGAUGGCAUAUCUCCAGGGCCGACUUUUCGCAUGGAGAAAGGUCGUGAGUCUGUGGUCCGUUUCAUCAACCAUGGUCGAUUAGCAAACUCGGUACAUUUGCACGGAUCCUACAGUAGGUCGCCUUGGGAUGGGUGGGCUGAAGACAUCACACCCGUCGGAUCAUAUAAGGACUAUUACUAUCCAAAUAGACAAGCUGGACGAACCCUCUGGUAUCAUGAUCACGCGAUCGACCAUACUGCCGAGAAUGCUUACUUUGGACAAGCUGGAUUUUACAUCUUGCAUGACCCUGAUGAUGACAAAUAUGGUCUCCCAUCAGGUAACUAUGAUAUUCCACUCGCCUUGAGUGCCAAACAAUACAACAAAGACGGCACACUCUACUCCCCAGCAAACGAGGAGACUAGCUUGUAUGGCGAUGUCAUACAUGUAAAUGGACAGCCAUGGCCGUACAUGAAAGUAGAGCCUAGGAAAUACCGUUUUCGGUUCCUGAAUGCUGCAAUUUCUCGCACAUUCAACAUGUAUAUUGAGAAAUCAACCGCUACAGGCAAGAAGCUUGGUUUCAGUGUCGUCGGUUCUGAUGCUGGACUCCUCACUAAUCCAGUCGCAACAACUGAUCUGCCUAUCUCAAUGGCGGAAAGAUGGGAGAUUGUGAUUGAUUUUGCGGCUUACUCUGGUCAAAACAUCACCUUGCGGAACAGUCGUGACGUUGGGGCCGACACAGAUUAUCUCCAUACAGAUAAGGUGAUGCAAUUCAAUGUAGGCACUACAGUGUCUGACAGUGCGAAUAAUGGUGCUCUACCCACCAGGCUUCGAGAUGUGCCAUAUCCGAAGGAUAAAACAGGCGUCGACCAUCACUUCAAGUUCCAUCGUAGCAAUGGUCAAUGGCAGAUUAAUGGCGUCACAUUCGCAGACCCGAAUAAUCGCGUACUAGCAAAGCCGCAACGAGGUACUACGGAGAUUUGGGAACUGGAGAACUCAUCUGGUGGGUGGACGCACCCGAUCCACAUCCACUUGAUCGAUAUGAAGAUCAUGAAGCGAACUGGCGGUAAGGGCCGAGGGGUUCUACCAUUUGAAGCUGCAGGACUUAAGGAUGUUGUCUGGCUCGCAGAAGGCGAGACAGUGACCGUCGAAGCCGUCUACGGUCCACACGACGGUCUGUAUAUGUUUCACUGCCACAAUUUGAUCCACGAAGACCAUGAAAUGAUGGCGGCUUUCAACGUCACUAUGUUGACCGAUCUUGGGUACAAUGAAACGCACUUCAUCGACCCAAUGGAGGAAAGAUGGCGAGCUAAGCCUUAUGAUGCUGCGUAUUGGACAAAUGACAGGGUUGAUGACUCCGUCAAGUCGAUGGCGAUAUUACAUCCUUAUGAUAGGAUCCCCGAGGCCGAGGCAGCCGUAGCAGGUUAUUGGGCUACCAAGAUUCAAGCGAGGGCUGAGGCUACGUCUGUGCCCUCAACACUGUACACGGCGGUUGCGGCUCCGACGGAUAUAAGUAUAAAGUAG